Molecule: messenger RNA, 1056 nt
Organism: Camellia sinensis
Lineage: Eukaryota; Viridiplantae; Streptophyta; Magnoliopsida; Ericales; Theaceae
Cellular component (GO): signal peptidase complex; membrane
Molecular function (GO): serine-type endopeptidase activity
Source: RefSeq, a predicted model, not a curated record
ACUCAUAAAAACAAACGGCGCCGAAAGGUUAGCAUGAUGACUUGCUGGAGAGGAUAAGAAAAUUGAAAAUGCAAGUCUAUGGCAAUAUGAUGUUGACCAAGCUUAAACGCGUGACUAGACUAGGCGUAUCAUGAGGAGGGUUCAACAAUCACAACAUGCAAAGAAGUUGGUGUAAUUCGAAGAAGAAGAAGAGCACGAUCGAAAGAACAAUGGGAUUGAUUGGAGAGACAACGGUGGUGGACUCUAUCAAAUCUAUUCAGUUCCGGCAGGCAUUCUCUCAGGCCGUCACUCUCGGAAUCAUAGUUGCGUCUGCACUAAUAAUAUGGAAGACUUUGACGUGCAUUAUGGGCAGCCAAUCUCCUAUUGUUGUUGUUCUUUCUGAAAGCAUGGAACCUGCCUUUCAGAGGGGGGACAUUUUAUUCUUGCAUAUGAGUAAAGAACCUAUUCGUGUUGGGGAGAUUGUUGUGUUUGAUGUUGAAGGUCGUGAUAUUCCAAUUGUCCAUCGUGUAAUAAAGGUUCAUGAACGGCAAGAUACUGGAGAAGUUGAUGUCCUCACAAAAGGGGACCACAAUCGUGACGAUGACAGAGGUCUAUAUGCUCCUGGUCAGCUCUGGAUUCAGCAGCAUCACAUCUUGGGCAGAGCUGUAGGGUUCUUACCUUACGUUGGCUGGGUGACAAUUAUCAUGACAGAAAAGCCUAUUAUAAAGUAUAUUCUUAUUGGUGCUUUGGGGCUGUUUGUUAUUAUAUCGAAGGACUAACGAACAAAGAUCAAGUACAUUCAACCACCCAAAAAUCUGGUUUGGUUGAGAACAGCAGCUGCCAUUCUUCUCUUAGUUUUGUGACCUCUCCUUAUCCUUGUGUACGCGGCAAGGAAAUGGAUUUUCUUUUUCUUUUUUUUCUUCUUCUUUUUUGUGAAUAUUGUAACUUGAAUCAGAAUUGGUUAAAAUGUUUCAGUAACUGUCAGAGUUCGAGUGUUGAUGUUGGGAAGAUUUUGAUAUGAAUUUAUUGUACUUGAAUCUUAAAAUCAAUAACAGGUUUUGAUUUUGAAUUAAAAAU